Glycine soja is the source of this 1784-nucleotide messenger RNA. RefSeq names its product histone deacetylase 6-like. The record is from RefSeq and is a predicted model, not a curated record. Gene Ontology annotation, molecular function: histone deacetylase activity. NCBI's taxonomy places the organism in Eukaryota, Viridiplantae, Streptophyta, Magnoliopsida, Fabales, Fabaceae. The transcript is spliced from 6 exons. The coding region runs from base 87 to 1484 and encodes 465 amino acids.
GUGCCUUAUAAAUUUGAAAGUUCAGUGUGGAUUGUGUAGAGAGGAAGUGAGAAGAAGCAGAGGGAGAAAGAAGGGUUUGGAGUGUUAUGGCGAGAGGGGAGAGAGCGGAGACAGAGAGUGGCGUUUCGUUGCCCUCGGUGGGCACGGACGCGAAGAAGCGGAGAGUAACGUACUUCUACGAGCCGUGCAUCGGCGACUACUACUACGGGCAAGGGCACCCGAUGAAGCCUCACCGCAUUCGCAUGGCCCACAACCUCAUCGUUCACUACGGCCUCCACCGCCGCAUGCAGGUCAACCGCCCCUUCCCCGCGGCGGAGGCCGACAUCGGCCGCUUCCACGCCGACGACUACGUCGACUUCCUCUCCACCGUCUCGCCGCAAAUCCUCUCCGAGAAUUCCCACUCCCACUACCGUCAGCUCAAGCGCUUCAACGUCGGCGAGGACUGCCCCGUCUUCGACGGCCUCUUCGACUUCUGCCGCGCCUCCGCCGGCGGCUCCAUCGGCGCCGCCGUCCGCCUCAACCGCGAAGACGCCGACGUCGCCAUCAAUUGGGCCGGCGGCCUGCACCACGCCAAGAAGGCCGAGGCCUCCGGGUUUUGCUAUGUUAACGACAUUGUUCUCGGCAUUCUAGAACUUCUCAAAGUUCAUAGGCGUGUGCUGUAUAUUGAUAUUGAUGUUCACCAUGGAGAUGGCGUUGAGGAGGCAUUUUACACUACUGAUAGGGUGAUGACAGUGUCAUUUCAUAAGUUUGGGGAUUUUUUCCCAGGAACUGGGCACAUUAAAGACAUUGGGGUGGGUGCUGGAAAGAAUUAUUCUCUAAACGUCCCACUCAAUGAUGGAUUGGAUGAUGAGACUUUCCGUGGUCUGUUUCGCCCCAUCAUUCAAAAAGUCAUGGAUGUUUAUCAACCGGAUGCAGUUGUUCUUCAAUGUGGAGCUGACUCGUUGUCUGGUGAUCGGUUGGGUUGCUUCAACUUGACUGUGAAGGGCCAUGCAGAUUGCCUUCGUUUCCUUAGAUCAUUCAAUGUCCCUCUAAUGGUCUUGGGUGGGGGAGGAUAUACGGUUCGCAAUGUUGCUCGUUGUUGGUGUUAUGAGACUGCAGUGGCAGUAGGAGUGGAGCCUAGUCCUAAGUUGCCUUACAAUGAAUAUUAUGAAUAUUUUGGCCCGGACUAUAAUCUUCAUGUUGAGCCAUCCACAAUGGAAAACCUAAACACACCCAGGGAUCUGGAAAAAAUUCGGAAUACAUUACUGGAACAACUUUCCAGGCUUCCCCAUGCACCCAGUGCACCUUUUCAAACAACACCAUCGGUCAUCGAAGUUCCAGAAGAGGAAGAGGAGGACAUGGAUGUAAGGCCAAAACGUCGUAUAUGGAGUGGUGAAGAUUUUGAUUCGGAUCAUGAUGAUGACAUGGCUAGUUCAAAGAACUCUGAUUUAACUGCACAAACGAGCAGGUCUGUUGCAGAUGACAUGGACGAAGAUAAAGAUUAAAGCAGGAGUGCAUCCCUCAUCUUAAUAAUGAUAGAACAGAGCAAGUACCAGAUUUAGCAUUUUACAAAUUAGUGGGAAGCUUAUUGCUGUUUGAUCUAUUGCAUAUUUUCUCUAGACUUUUUAUGGAUAAAGUAGGGAGCAGUGUUGCCUUUGGCUGGUUGGGGGAUGGUGCCCUAGUAAUGGCGGGUUUCUACUUUUUAGAACACACCACCCCCCGAAAAUAACAUUGCCUUGCAUGUUUGCUUUGGCGGACCGGAUUUUAAAUUUCAAUAGAAAAAUAUACACAAUUACCAUUUUACC